Messenger RNA from Gamsiella multidivaricata, 915 nucleotides. RefSeq names its product nucleoside phosphorylase domain-containing protein. Gene Ontology annotation, molecular function: purine-nucleoside phosphorylase activity. The record is from RefSeq and is a predicted model, not a curated record. Lineage: Eukaryota; Fungi; Mortierellomycota; Mortierellomycetes; Mortierellales; Mortierellaceae. The coding region runs from base 1 to 915 and encodes 304 amino acids. The transcript has 4 exons. Gene Ontology annotation, biological process: nucleoside metabolic process. Gene Ontology annotation, cellular component: cytoplasm.
AUGGCCAACGCUGCUACCAUCAAGGACCUCGACGCCGCCCUUUCCUUCCUCACCCUCGGUGACAGGGCCCUCCCCGCCAACCUUACCAAGCCCAAGAUCGGCAUUGUCUGUGGUUCUGGUCUCGGCGGCCUCGUCGACAUUAUCCGCAACAAGGUCGAGUUCCCUUACUCCGAAAUCCCUGGUUUCGUCGACUCGACCGUUGCUGGACAUGCUGGAAAGUUGGCUUUUGGUCUCCUGGGCGAUAACGAUGUUCCCACUGUCUGCAUGGUCGGCCGUUUCCACUUUUACGAAGGUUUCGCGCUCACGCAGACUACCUACCCUAUUCGCCUCAUGUCCCUCCUUGGUGUUGAAACCCUUAUUGUCACAAACGCCGCUGGUGGUCUGAACACUGCCUUCCAGAUCGGCGACGUCUGCAUCAUCGAGGACCACAUUAACUUGCCCGGCAUGACCGGCAACAACCCCUUGGUUGGACCCAACAUGAUCGAAUUCGGUCCUCGCUUCCCUCCCAUGUCGGAUGCCUACUGCCCACGUCUCCGCCGCUUGGUUUACGAGGCUGCCAAGAAGCUGAACAUCCCUAAGUUUUUGCACGAGGGUGUCUAUGUCUUCGUCUCGGGCCCCACAUACGAGUCCAAGGCUGAGUGCCGGUUCUUGAAGUCGAUCGGCGCUGAUGUUGUCGGCAUGUCGACGGUUCCGGAGGUCGUGGUUGCAAGACAUUGCGGCAUGAAGGUCUUGGGACUGAGCUUGGUUACCAACAGGGCCGUUAUUCACCGCGAAUCCCGCUCAGACCCUGAUGCACCAGCCGAGGUGAGACCAUUAGAAGAGAAGAUUGCAAGCCAUGCAGAGGUCUUGGAGGCUGCUGACUCUCGUGCCAAGGAUCUUCAGACCCUUGUCAAGUACCUUGUUGAGAUGAUCUAA